AUGCGUCUUUUGCCAACCCUUGCUACCGCGCUCCUGUUUUCAGUCAACGUGACAGGAGCCAGCCCUGCGGCUCCAUCGGCCGCAUCAGCCUCUGUCGCGCCUGUUGCGAACAAUGUGGAGGAAGCCGCGCCUACUACCUCGGCGACCCAGCAGCAGGCCAACGUAAACCAAGCUAAUGCCAAUGUUGUCAAUACCCCUGCUGCGGACCCCACUACAGCUGCUGCAAACGCCGCUAAUGUGAAUGGAGCCAACACUGCUGCUGCUGCUCCCAAGGAAGCGGAUACUGCCUCUGCUGCUAAGGAGGAGGACACUGCCUCCGCUCAGAACAAUGCCGCCCCUACAACGACGGCGCAGGCCAACCCGGUUGAAUCUCUUGUUGGCGGCGUUGAGACUGCUCUAGGCGGCGGUGCAUCUGCAUCCAGCGCUGCUGGCACCGCUACCAAGGCGGCUAAUUCUGCCGCUGAGACAACCUCUGCUGCCUCUUCCUCUAGCACCUCAUCUACCAAGUCCACUGAUAGCUCAUCUAGCUCAUCGGAUAACAUUCUGCAAGGCUUGGAAAGCACACUCUCCGGUCUGCUUGGUGGUGGUAGCAGUGGUGGUGGUCUGGGUGAUCUAAUUGCUGGCCUCGAAGGUCUUCUUUCGCCGGGCUUUUUGAAGUCCGUCACCGACACUUUCACCUUCCUCUCCACCAGUUUGGCCCCACCGGUCGACAAUGACAUUCGAAGCUUGGUUGCCAAUGCCAACAGCCUUCUGACUUCGGACUUCGCCCAGAAGGUCGGUGGCCUCAUUGACAAUGCCAAUAACCUCUUGACCACGAAGAAUACCCAGGAGAUUAUGACCCUGAUCAACAACGCCAACACCUUGCUCACUGCCAACUUUGUCAAAGAGACCAACAACCUCAUCGGAAAGGCCAGCCCUCUCAUCGACCAGGCCAGCGGUCUUCUUACCGCAGACAACGUCAAGGGGAUCGAGUCGCUUUUGUCCAACGCCAACAAGCUGCUUACUCCAAGCUUCAUCGACACUACCGGCAAGCUCAUCAGCCAGGCUGGUCCGCUUAUCACCAAGGCUGGCCCUCUCAUCGACCAGGCCAGCGGUCUUCUCACCGAGGGCAAUGUCAAGGGGAUCGAGUCGCUCUUGUCGAACGCGAACAAACUGCUCACCCCAAGCUUCAUCGAUACUACCGGCAAGCUCAUCAACCAGGCCGGUCCACUUAUCAGCAAGGCUGGUCCCCUUAUCACCCAGGCCGCGGGUCUUCUCACCGAGGGCAAUGUCAACCAGAUCGAGUCACUCCUGUCGAACGCGAACAAGCUGCUUACCCCAAGCUUCAUCGAUACCACCGGCAAGCUCAUCAACCAGGCCGGUCCACUUAUCAGCAAGGCUGGUCCCCUUAUCACCCAGGCCGCGGGUCUCCUCACCGAGGGCAACGUCAACCAGAUCGAGUCACUCCUGUCGAACGCGAACAAGCUGCUUACCCCAAGCUUCAUCGAUACUACCGGCAAGCUCAUCAACCAGGCCGGUCCGCUUAUCAGCCAGGCCGGUCCGCUUAUCACCAAGGCUGGCCCUCUUAUCACCCAGGCCAGCGGCCUUCUCACCGAGGGCAAUGUCAAGGAAAUCGAGACCCUGCUGGGCAAUGCCAACGAUCUGCUCACCGGCAGCUUCGUGAACCAAACUUCCCUCCUGAUCGAGGAAGCCAGCAGUCUCUUGGACCCGGCGACCAUCACCGACCUCAAAGAUCUUAUCAGCCAGGUCUCUCCUCUGUUGCCCGAGCUCAAGGGCCUUCUCAAGCCGGCUCUUAUCAACGAAAUCGAGAAUGUUCUGAGCAACGCCAACAAGCUGCUUACCGACGACUUCGUCAAAGAGACUACCAGCCUCGUCAGCGAGGCCGACAGCCUCCUGACUCCCGAGCUCACCUCCAGCUUGAAGUCUAUUCUCAGCGCCGUCAUUCCUCUGCUCCCCGAGCUCAAGUCGCUAUUGACCAAGGGAAUGAUCUCUUCCAUCGAGAACCUUCUCGGCAACGCUGAGAACUUGCUGACACCAAAGUUCGUCAACGAGACCAUGAGCUUGGUCAGCGAAGCCGACAACCUUUUGACUCCCGACCUCACUUCUGGCUUGAAGUCUAUUCUCAGCGCCGUCACUCCUCUGCUUCCCGAGAUCAAGUCGCUCUUGACCAAGAACACCGUAGAGGCCAUCGGAUCUUUGCUGACAAACGCCAACAACCUCCUGACCAAGAACACCGUAGGGGCCAUCGGAUCUCUGCUGACAAACGCCAACAACCUCCUGACCCCCAAGUUCGUCAACGAGACCACCGGCUUGAUCGACAGCGCCGACGACCUCUUGAGCCCCAACAUCGUCCACGGCCUCAAGGACCUCCUCGGAGACGUCAUUCCUCUGCUCCCCACCCUCCAGAAGUCCCUGCUGAACACCACCAUCAUCACCGACUUGGGCUACAUCGUGACAAACGCCACCAACCUGCUCACUCCCAGCUUCGUUCACGAGACCUCUGGCAUCAUCGACACCGCCGACGGCCUCCUGACCCCCUCGCUGGUCAGCACGCUCAAGGAAGUCCUUGGAUACCUGCCCGAUAUCAUGCCCGAAGUCAAGAAGCUUCUUGUGCCAUCAACCAUUUCGGAACUUGGCUCGCUCUUGGACAACGCCCAUGAUCUCCUUACUCCUAAGUUCGUCAAUGAGACAACACUCCUGAUCGACGAUGUAACAGGCUUCUUGCCUUUGAUCCAGGAAUUGCUCAAGGCGCUGUGA
This is a messenger RNA of Penicillium soppii, 2757 nucleotides long. RefSeq lists its product as uncharacterized. The transcript has a single exon. Bases 1 to 2757 code for a protein of 918 amino acids. Lineage: Eukaryota; Fungi; Ascomycota; Eurotiomycetes; Eurotiales; Aspergillaceae. The record is from RefSeq and is a predicted model, not a curated record.